AUGGAGAUAGCUUUUGAGUUACCCAUCAACAUUAAUAUAAAUAAUUUCAGUGAUCAUUUGAAGAUCCACAUGAAAACACAUGACAAUCAGAAACCGUUCCAAUGUACGGUAUGCAAUCGAGGAUACAAUACAGCAGCAGCGUUGACUUCGCAUAUGCAGGGUCAUAAAAGAGACCGGGAGGGACGCGAGCCUGAUCGCCGACGGGUGCUUCGAUGUUUACGCUGCGGAGAUGCCUUUAGACGCCCUGACUUACUACAAGCACAUAUGGUCAGCGCGCAUGGUGUUGAAACAACUGCGAUAUCUCCACCACGGCGGGUCGCAUCGCAACCCCCACCUACACUUCUGGCAUGUAUAUAUUGUACACGUGACACUUUCACCAGUAUGGAACAACUCCAACUUCAUGUACGUGCAGCACAUUCCGCAUUAUUAAAUGGAGAGACGCCCAUGCAAAUUGACCAACCGAUACCUACAGAUCUUAGUAGACGAGCGCCAGAAGAUGUACCGUCAGCCAAACGACCUAGAUCUGGUUCUGGUACACCACAAACAGCUUUGUCUCCCAGUACUCUUCUUUGCAACCAGUGCGAUGCGGCACUGCCUGACUUCGAAGCAUUCCGAAAUCAUUUGAAAGGUCAUUUAGAAGAAGGUGGAGAGUUAGGAAGAUCGAGUCCCGCCCCAUGCUUGCAUUGUGGUGCUACAUUUGCCGAUGCAGCGGCAUCUGAACGUCACCUCGCCGCAUAUUAUUUGGCAGUGUCUUGUGAAUAUACUUGUCACAGCUGCGCACGAAGUUUCUCAGCUCCAGACGAUUUACAAAAGCAUCUUCUAGACUUACAUGCUCAUCAUCUCUAUCGAUGUUCUUUGUGCAAAGAAAUCUUCGACUCAAAAGUAGCUAUUCAGGUACACUUUGCUGUAGCCCACAGUGGUGAAAACAAGGUGUGGAUGUGUCGCUCUUGUGGUGGCAACGCAGGUCCGUUACGUUCGGAAGCUGAGGGAACGGCGCAUGUGCGAUCCAGACAUGUGACGGCAGCUGCGCGGUGUGCGUGCGGUGCAGUACUGGGCGGAGCCGGUCGUCUGGCGCGGCCACAUCGCGCUUACCGCUGUCCCGCACCGGCCUGCACAGAGACCUUUACCGUGCAGUAUUUGCUCGAGCGACACAUGCAAGUGCAUCACGCAUCUCCUCACCAGUCUAUAAACGGUGAGAUAUCAAGAGUAAAGCGAUUGGAUAACAACAAUAGUGCAGAAGGUACCGAUGGAAAUUGUUCGCCGUGCACACCCAGCUCAGACGGAAAUGGCCCCAUAGUGGAAGAGCGGCGACGCAAAAAUGGUGCAGUCGCGCUGCAGUGCGCGUACUGCGGCGAACGCACGCGCAGUCGCGCAGAACUCGAGGCUCAUACACGUGCUCACUCUGGCGCGGCUACUGCGAGGCACAAGUGCCUGAUAUGCGAUGAGGUGUUGCCCUCAGCAGCUGUUCUUGCUGAACAUAAGCUUACACAUUGCAAGGUUGUUGCUGGUGACACGUGUGCUCGAUGUCGUGCUCGCCUACCGUCCGAAGAAUCUUUUCUAACUCAUAUGGCUCGACAUCAUCCUUCGUUGCCUGCACCAUGCGUUGUUUGUCGGCAAACUCUGGCUUCAGAGGCGGAAGCCAGACUUCACGCCCGCUUCCACUUAAGGCCUGCAGAAGAUGAACAAAGGUGCGCGAUAUGCUUAAGAGCGCUGAUAGAGAGUGAAACAGGGGAGGGUGCUCGAGCGUGUUCUUCAUGUUACGCACGUCACGCUGCUCCUCGCCCUCCACCACCUGCAGACCACGAUUGCCGCCUUUGCCGACGAACUCUUGGCUCUCCUACCAGACUUCAAGCACACCUCAUAGAACAUACAUUCGCAGGAAUAAGUGCGUUUACUUGCUAUCUGUGUUCGGCUGUGUUCACUAGCGCAGCUGGCCUGCAACGCCACCUUCCUGAACAUGCAACAGCACCGAAACCGUUUGAUUGUGGAAGGUGUGGUUUGAAAUUCUUCUUUAGGGCUGAGCUUGAUAACCAUGCAUUCGUACAUUUAGAAGAAGCUGAAAUAGCCCAGAGAGCAUUUUAUGAGGCUUACGCGAGAGGAGCAGCUUCAGCAUGGGCUGCGUUGGCACCGCCCGAUUCAAUGCCUCAAACACAGUUGCCUGCUCCUGUGCCUCCUUUAGUUGAAGUUAAAAGGGAGCCCGACAUAAAAGAAGAGCGAAAUACUGAUGAAUAUAUUGAAGUUUCAUCUCCUCCACCAGCCCCACCCCCAGAAGUUCCCAAUCCUUCACCUUCCCUUGUGGUGAAACAAGAGAAACCCGAUGAAGACUGA
Diatraea saccharalis (sugarcane borer) is the source of this 2328-nucleotide messenger RNA. The record is from the annotation of a GenBank genome assembly. NCBI's taxonomy places the organism in Eukaryota, Metazoa, Arthropoda, Insecta, Lepidoptera, Crambidae.